Messenger RNA from Carya illinoinensis, 870 nucleotides. RefSeq names its product dirigent protein 22-like. The record is from RefSeq and is a predicted model, not a curated record. Bases 100 to 687 code for a protein of 195 amino acids. NCBI's taxonomy places the organism in Eukaryota, Viridiplantae, Streptophyta, Magnoliopsida, Fagales, Juglandaceae. The transcript has a single exon.
UCACGAAAGCCACGACAAGGUGGGGUUGGUAAGUGCAUGCACCCUAUUCGAUCCCUUCAUAAAUAGAGAUAACCCCCCUUUCCCAAUUCUUGAGUUCCAAUGGCUAGAAUUAUCCUUCCCUGCAUCCUGGCUUCCCAAGUCGUCAUUGUCUUCUUCAUCUGUUCCUUCUCCACAAAUUUAGCCACCGGAGAAGAUCUAGGCUUUGUAAGAAGCCUAGACCGGAAACUACUCGGGUUCAAGAAAGAAAAGUUUAGCCACUUUCGCUUCUACUGGCAUGACAUCCUCAGUGGCCGGAAUCCCACUGCUGUUCCGGUGGUGCCACCGUCCUCCAACACGUCGACAGCCUUUGGUUUAGUAAACAUGAUUGAUGACCCUUUAACCUUGGGACCCAAAUUGAGCUCCAAAUUGGUAGGAAGGGCACAAGGAUUCUAUGCCUCAGCUUCUCAACAAGACCUUGGUCUCUUAAUGGUUAUGAACUUUGCAUUUAUGGAGGGAAAGUAUAACGGUAGCACCAUCACCGUGCUGGGGAGGAACUCGGUGUUGAAUGCAGUGAGGGAGAUGCCAGUGGUCGGAGGCAGCGGGCUUUUCCGGUUUGCUAGGGGCUAUGUUCAGGCCAGGACUCAUAUCCUUGAUUUCAAGACAGGAGAUGCCACCGUCGAGUACAAUGUUUAUGUGUUUCAUUAUUGAUGAUCAUGAUCUGUCUCCACCUUUUUGUACGCGGUUAUCUUUUUUUCAAUUAUACUGCUCGUUGAUCAAGGUGAUGACUCUCUCUUAUGUCGGCCACUUUUGAUUAUUUUAAGCUCAUGUCACAGUGGGGUUGGUUUUUGAGUUAUUUGUAUUUCAUGUUGUGAGUAAUUAUUUUCCUCGAUC